GAAGAAGAACGAGAUUCAAUCGGAAAUCAGUUCAUGUUGCUUACGAAGGAAAGCGAAGCGGUUUGCUUGGGUCAGAACCAUUAACCUUUGACCCAUAGAAGAACCUAAAGCGUCUCUGUGAGUCUGGGCGGAUCAGAAGGACCUUAGAGUUGAGAGUUCAACCACCGAGGAGCCGCUGAGCAACUCAAACUGGACCAAAGUUCAGAGCUAACUUUAGCCGCGGAGCUAACUUGGGCCAAAGGGGGAUCAAUGGGAGCGAGGCGGAGCAGCUGACCGAACCGGGCAGGACCGGACCGGACCGGAUCCCUGUGAAGGUCAGACCUGUUGAAAGCGACCCGGAGAACUGAUGAUCGCCUGCUGACGUCAGCACAGUACACACCUGGGCAGGUAAGGCUGGAGUCAGAACAUCAGCAGCCGUAACCGCAGGAUGCUCCAGGGCUUGUUGAGUAACCUGGACCGGGACCGGCCUCUGAUCCGGGUCCAGUUCACCAGCUUCGCCGUGGCAACGGUUCUGCUCCCUCUGUCGGGCCUGCUGGCCUGCCUGGUCACCUCGCUGAUAUACCACUACGAGGAAUCCACCUACACACACUGCCAGGUGUCCAACUACCUGCCAUCCAUCAGCUCGGCCAUUAGCCGCGAACCGGAGAUUUACAUCUGGCGCAGCUGCGUGGGUCUGCACUCGGCGCCGCGCUACCUGGUGACCGUGGCCUACUUCAACUUCUACCGCGGCCGCUUCGCCACCAGACUGCCGGAGCUGCUGCUAAGCGGCCUGGCGUUGGUCAGCAGCCUGGUCGAGAACACGGGUCUGCUGCUGCUUACCUAUGUGGCCUCCACCGAAUCCUACAAGAUUCAUAAAUACUCUUUCGUCAUGUUCAUCGGCUGCUCCCUGCUGCACAUGCUCAUCACCUGCAGGCUGUGGUACGUCAUCAAGAGGCACUACGUCAAUCCUGAGGAGAAAACAUCCUUCCUGUGGAAAGCCCGCAUCUUCCUGUUCAACAUCAGCUGCUGCGCCGCCGCUGCAUACUUCUUCAGACGCCACAACAAGUACUGUGAGACGGGAGUCUACACUCUGUUCGCCGCCUUCGAGUACCUGGUGGUGUUCUCCAACAUGGCCUUCCACAUGACAGCCUUCUGGGACUUCGGGAGCGCUCAGGUGAUGGUCGCCACGCUGCCGGAGGACAAACGGUACUGACGCGGACAGGACCGGUUCUGACCCGGAGGACCAGAGCCGACCAGUCAGUCCCACAAGGAAGGAACCAGAAGUUCAGAUGGAACUGCCGGACCAGAUGGUGGGAGCACUGAACUAAAACCCUUCAGGAUGUUCUGUUUCUACUGGUUUUACUGGUUCCACUGGGUUCCCGGCCUGGAUACUCCUGGUUCUGAUCCCAGAGAACAGAACAGUUCCGUCUCGGUUCUGAGCUAUUGGACUUUCAUUCAAGAACAGAACUGCUUUUAAUAAAAACCUAAACUUCAGACCGGUUUGCUGGCUGCACUGGGUCGCCAUGGUGACGGAGGCAAGUCCUGGUGCCGCUGGCCGUGUGGGUCGAUACCGGCUCCUGUGUCUACAUCAUGAAGAGCUUCAGCUGGACCUGAUGAAACCCAGUGGACCAGAAACAGCGGUUGUCAUGGCAACCCAGAUCAUCUCAUAUCCUGGAUCAUGAAGGUUGCACCAAAGGUUUUCCUUCCACCUAAUUUUCUACUAUCAUGGCUGGACACAGCACAGAGCUACAGAUGAAGUUUUCAGAUUCUCUAAACCUUUCAUCAAGAAACAAACAUUUUAUAUAUUUCCUGCGCUGUGUGGAUUCUUAGGAUUCACUGAAAUAAACGAAGUUUUAACAAAGUC
Molecule: messenger RNA, 1843 nt
Organism: Xiphophorus couchianus (Monterrey platyfish)
Lineage: Eukaryota; Metazoa; Chordata; Actinopteri; Cyprinodontiformes; Poeciliidae
Gene: pgap2
Product: post-GPI attachment to proteins 2
Exons: 6
Coding region: 428-1192 (254 amino acids)
Biological process (GO): GPI anchor biosynthetic process
Cellular component (GO): endoplasmic reticulum membrane; Golgi membrane
Source: RefSeq, a predicted model, not a curated record